Messenger RNA from Anopheles marshallii, 5847 nucleotides. It is a transcript of the gene Gp210, whose product is annotated as nuclear pore membrane glycoprotein 210. Gene Ontology annotation, cellular component: nuclear pore. The record is from RefSeq and is a predicted model, not a curated record. The coding region runs from base 4 to 5847 and encodes 1947 amino acids. The transcript has 8 exons. NCBI's taxonomy places the organism in Eukaryota, Metazoa, Arthropoda, Insecta, Diptera, Culicidae.
AAAAUGAAACCCUCCUGGCUGGGGCUGACGCUUGCCGUGGUGUUGCUUUUUGCUGCCACGCGCUCUGCUUCCGCCACCAAGCUUAACUAUCCGCGUGUUUUACUGCCCAUCUUCGACCACAUUUCCGUGAACUUCACGCUUGAGGUCGUCGAGAAGGGAUGCUUCAAGUGGACUUCGUCACGACUCGAUCUAAUCCAAAUCACACCUUCCUAUGACGACGUCGACGAGGAUUGCUCCUACCGUGUGGUGGUGACAGUCAUCAACAAGGAAAAGCGACGCAACACUGCCAUCGUGCUUGCGGAGGAUCUAGUAACCGGCGAAGUACUUCGAUGCGAUGUGAUUCUGGAUGUGAUCGAUCAGCUUGGUGUGCUUACGACUACCCGGGAACUUUAUCUUGAGGAAGCACCAGAAACUUUCGAACUGUGGGCGCAAGAUGCGCAAGGCAAUGCGUUUACCACGCUGGAGGGAAUAGAGUUCCACUGGCAGAUAGCAUCCCAUCGGUCGCACGAUUCACGUCACGGUGGUGCUGGCGAUAGUAGUUGGAGUCAGGUGUUACGGUUUCUUACCUUCUCCGAGAGCAAAUUCCAUGUGGUACCGCGAGCAAUCGAACGGCUUGAAGCGGCUGGUGUGCAAGGGUACAUGGUGCUGCUGGAGGGCAUAAACACCGGAUCAGCCCGGGUGACGGCAAGAUUACCGCACGCCGAAUACUCUAACGUCCCACCGGUAGACGUAAACAUAAUGGUGCUGGCCAAUCUUAUAUUGAACCCGAGCGAUGUGUACAUUCUGCCCGGAGACACCAUCGAAUUUAAGGUGCUCCAGCUGAAGCAGGGGAAGCUACACGAAAUUGCCCUGAACAGUCAGUACUAUCUGGAGAUCGAACAUGAAACGUUCGCCAGUAUGAGUGGAAAUGCUGCGAAGGGUCUGCAGGUUGGCCGAACGUUCGUGCUGCUGCGCGACCGCAACGUGCCGCAUGAAACGAACGCCGCCGUGAGUGAUGAGGCAAACUCGAAGGCAACACUUCCGAAAGCAAGUCUCACGGUGGUGGAUCCGAUGAAGCUAACGAUUAAUCUUCUACCACACUAUAAUUGGGUUACGGUCGAGGGAGAGAGUCACGAGAUUGCGCUGAAUCUGUUCACGCACGAUGACCAUCAAAUUACGCUCGGCGCAAAGUACAAGAUCCAGUCCACGUUCGAUGAGUCCCUCUUCUAUCCGCUCCGUGUCACCUCGAAUGGAAGUAGCAUUUUUGGUGAAACGAUUGCCACCGGUAGCAGUCCAGUAACGGGCAAGUUUGAAAAGCUUUCGGCCAAAGCGGAAAUGGUUGUGUACAAACGAUUGGCAAUUAAUCCACCGGAAGUGAUCCUACCGUUUGAUCCAAACCUUCGCCGACAGAAGCUCCAGUUCAGUGCUACCGGAGGUGAUGGAUCUUACAGCUGGACUUCACAGGAUGGGAACGUCGUGGCCAUUUCACAGACCGGAUUAGCCGAGGCUCGUUUAGAUCAAAUCAAAGGUGUUGCCGAUUUGGCCACCGAAACCGAGCUGGCCAAAGUUACCCAGAUUAAGGUGGCAAUGUCCCGGAAUGUGAGGAUUUACGUGACGGCACAGGUGAUGUUUCUACCCCCGAUAAAGCUGGAAGUGGUGCGUUACAACUUCGAAACCGUGCUGAAGGAUUACGUUCGAUUGCACGUAGGAUUGUGGGCACGGUACAACGGUACACUGAAACCAUUUACUUCCUGCGACAAUCUGCACUUUGAGCUGGAGUUUAGCAAUCCCAUCUUUAUGACGGAAACGUUUAGCACGGUUGGUGAAGAAAACGAAGAUCCGUUGGCUAAUGGAGCUUGUCGGAUAAUGUACCUGCGGUCGACCAUGGUUGGGCAGACAAAUUUGAAGAUCACGUAUCGUUACUUCGACAAGCUGCUGAGCGAUCACGUCAGUUUGAACGUGUUCGAGCAGCUAGCGAUUGAGAAUCCGGUUGAGAAUGAGGUUGUACUACCGAUCGGUGCAUCGCGCAAUCUAUUCUACUACAACGGACCGGAGCACAUUUUCAACUCGGAGGCGGAACUGCAGCGUCAGCUGGUGUACGACCGGAAAGCGCUCGAUGUAACCGAGAUGGGCAGCGGAUUCUCCAACGAUAAGCACAUCCUACGGGCGCUCUGCAAAAAGCUGGGUGACUACGAGCUAAAGCUGGAGGUAUUUAACACACUGAACGCACCGAACGUGGUACCGUACGUGACCGAGUUCGUGACGAAGGUGUACUGUGUGAAACCACGCUUCGUCAAUCUCAUCACGACGGAUAAGGUAAAAACGGGGUGCCCGCUCGAGCGUCGUAACUCAAUGAUGCACGUCAAAGCGGCAGAUAACGCGGAACAGAUGAUGAUCGACAUUGAGGUGCUGGAUGUGCAGAAUCGUAAGCUGGCAAACAUUUCUUCGCUUCUGUUAGAAUGGAAGUUUGCAUCGGUGGAUACGCAAACGGUUUCCGGUUCGACGACGGGCCCUGGUGAAACAGCACUAGUGAUGAAUUAUGAUUACAAGUCGGAAGUGGAACGUUUGGAAGGUGUCGAAAUUCCGGGACGAGAUUAUUUGCUGCUAAAUCUGCCACGUGAGUUGGAAGCGAGCUUGAAGGUUAAGACGAUCGUAACGGAUUAUCGGGCGGAUGUACUGAAACGGUACGCGAUUAAACCGGAAAGUCCACCGUUUGGUGUGCAGAAAAAGGCCGGAUCUCCACUCGUGAAACCGGUGAUUGAGAAUGAGCUUAACUUCGUGUCGGUGAAUCGCACACUGCUGCCGUACGAUCGGUUGACGCUCUUCCUUACCGCUGAUUCGGUGGAACGCAUUAAGGUGGCCCAGGGUAGUGGAUUUUACGACAUUAAAGCGUCUGAGGCGGGCAUCGUGUCGGUCCAAUUCGAUGGCACUACGCGGCAGAUAGUCAUUGCUCCACGAAAGGUCGGCGAGGUAAAGCUGGAAAUAACGGACCAAUGUCUCAGUACGGAAUCGAGCUUCCUGCACGUGUCGGUUGUGACGGUGGGACGAAUUACCGUACUAUCGCCGGAUCGUGUCGAGAAAACGAAACAGAUUGAAGCGAUCGUACGGUUGUACGAUAGUAACGAUCGGUUGCUGGAGAUUAAGCGCGAUCGGUUGGAAUUGUAUGAUCUUCGAACGGAGGUGUACAAUCCUACCGUGCUGAAUCUAGCGCUCGGCAGUCAAUCGCAGCUGGGCGUUGGAGAGAUUCGCUACCACGUGACCGGUAUGGAGCUGGGUGAAACAAAGUUCAGCGUUAGCUCUGGAAGCGGGAAGGAAAGGGUUACAAGUGCACCGGCAACAGUUCAGGUGUUUCCGCCAUUGAUGCUACUACCACGCAAUGCGACGAUCCUCGUAGGUAGUACGCUACAAAUUUAUAGCAAAGGAGGUCCAACACCGGACACCAAUAUCAUUUACAGUGUACAAAAUGUGGACAUUAUUGAUGUUGAAUCAAACUAUGCUAGCGGACUUAAAAUCGGUCGUUCGAAAGUUACGGGUCGAUGCGUUGGCGUUAAUCCCACCACCGGAACACAGAUCGUCUUUUCCGAGGACACCAUCACCAUACAGGUGAUUCCGCUGGAUGCGAUCGAGUUGCGGACACCGUUGAAGCGCAUUCAGGCGGGCGCUACAAUGCCUGCGUACGUGUGGGCAGUGCCGAACAUCUCGCCACUAGUGCUCGGUACGGUGGAGAACGUACAGAUCCGUUGGUCUACUGAUCAUACCGAUGUGCUAGAUGUGCGCGGCGUGUUCCAGGAUGUCGCGGUCGAGUAUCUGGCCCGUGAUGCGAUUGCAAUGCGCGUCAAGGCAUUGGCUCCCGGUAGAGCGACUCUGCACGUGACGCUCGUAACACCGAACGGGUUGAAGCUGACCGCCAAAUCGGACGUGACGGUGUUCCGAAUGUUGGAAUUGGUGGCUCCGAAAGCGAUCCGUUACGAUUCCAUUCUCCUGCCACCGAAAGCUACGAUUCAGCUAAAGUCAAAUCUGGACGAUGCUGUGUAUCACCUGGACAGCGAAACUUCAUCCGGCGGUGUGCUUCAAGUCACGCGCGAUGGAUUGGUAAAGAGCGGUGAAACCACCGGACGCGUACAGGUGAUUGCAUCCUCCCAGGACCAGUCGCUUACGAUACCGCUGGAGGUAAAGCAGGUGCAUUACAUUAUGGCCUCUCUGCAACCGGGAACAGUUAAGUUGAGACGCAUCGAAAAUAGUAUCCCGCAAGGAUUCAGUUUUUCCCUGAAGGUGUCACUACACGACAGUCUCGGCAAUGAAUUUUCCCACGGAUUGGAGGACGUGUCGGCCCUGAAGCAUAAACUUUCCAAGCGCGGUAACGUGCUGAUCACCACCGGCAGUAAUUAUAGUGUGGCACUCCAGCUGAUACGCGAAACUUCCGACAUGAUGGUGGUGGCCUUGCGCGAUCAGACAGGUGUAAAGUUUGGUGAAGAUUUCCUUAAGCUGGUCGUAGGCGAAGAAUCGGGUGGGUUGGUAUUCCCUGGCCGAGGUGUCUUUGCUGUCGGAGAUGUCGUAUGCUUCAGUUCGCCACUGGUCAGUGCGGAUGCGCGUUGGAGCAGUUCGGAUGAGUCGUUGGUGAAGAUAGACCCGAAAACCGGUGUCGCCCAAAUACUCGGCAGUUCUUCAGCCACGAGUGGCACAAGUACUGAAGAUGUGGUAACAAUUCGUCACGGUGAUCGUCGCCACGGUGGUAUUUCAUUUAACGUGGAUGUACUGGAAGCGGAUCGGAUUGAGUUCUUCAAAAGCUAUGACAUCUUCAACGGGAAUUCGUACCGGGGACACUUGGUGAUUAAGAAUCAUAUGCAGGUAGACAAGCUGGUUAACGUGAUUGCGAUGAAUGUAUCCACCUGUCGGGAGCAAGUCGAACGAUCGUUCGGUGGACUGUUCGCGUGUAAGCUAGUAGUACGCCAAGGAGCUCCUGAUCUGUUGAAGCAUUUCAAAGUGUUACCUGGGUACGAUCCAACGAUCGGUGCGUACAGCUGCAACAUACAGCUUGUGACCACACUGGACGAUGUCGCGAAUGUGAUCAAGACGAACGAGUACACGCUGGAGCUGGAGGUGCGUCUUCUCUCCUCCGGACUGGCCGAUACGUCCACGCUGAAGAUGGUACCAGCGGUGCGCAUCGAACCGGAAGCAAUCGCGGUGGAUCAAAUCAACAAGCAAAGCCUCAUGAUCGCAGGGCUUGAUCGGAUAUUGCAGAAGGUUGAGGUGACCUCAUCCGAUCCGGCCGCGCUAGCCAUUCGCCAACAGCAAAAGCAACCGGGAAUGCUCGAGUACCGGCUCGAACUGCUAGCAAACUACAAAGAUGAAUGGGCCGACAGUUUGGCGGUGCUGGUUAACUCACCACUUACGUUGCAGAAUGUUAGGGUACCGAUCAAUUCACCAAUGGCUCCCAGAAAGUGUGCCACACAACCAUUCACCAGCACGCCCGAUUUGUUGGUAAAUUAUGUGAGCAACUUUGGUCUACUCAUUUCCGCUGUGACGGUGCUCGCAGCGACAGUUUGGGUCAUUGUGUUCUGCUUUCCCCAGCGACAGAAGACGGUCGUGAACGGAAAUGUACACUCGCCAUUUAAAAAUGAGCACAAUUUAUCAUCCUAUGAUAAUAGGAUAAGCGGCGGUCCAUUUGCUAGUCCAUUAGAGAAGCGCGGCAGUAAUCUACAGUCAUCGUCACCAUUCGCCGGCGGUAGCACCGGGCAUAGCUUUAGCAGUUCUCAAGGCAAUCUAAGUCAUGAUUUCAACACAAGCGGUACCUCGCACGGCUCACCGAUCUACGGUGAUGCGACCAUAAUAUCGCCCCAAAAACGGGUAAACCGACGUUACAUGUAA